This is a messenger RNA of Perkinsus marinus ATCC 50983, 606 nucleotides long. RefSeq lists its product as hypothetical. The coding region runs from base 1 to 606 and encodes 201 amino acids. The record is from RefSeq and is a predicted model, not a curated record. The transcript is spliced from 6 exons. Lineage: Eukaryota; Perkinsozoa; Perkinsida; Perkinsidae.
AUGGACAAGAUUGCUCACGAGGAGGAGGGUUGGGCGGUUGCCGGUUCUGGAGGCACACGAAAAAAUCGCAGGAAGAAGAAGGAUAAGAGUGGCCGACGCGACUUAGAGUCCGUUGAGUCAGUCGUGAGCUCGAGUCCUGAGGAGUCGGCUAAGUCUUCUGGUUCGAGCUCCUCGAACAACGUGAGUAUGGUAUCAGCUGCGCCAUCGGUCGAGUUCAACAUUAGCAGCAGCAGUAGCACUGCACAGAAGUCUCUAUUCAAGUCUACCAAGGAGCUCUUCGCUCCUGAGGAGACAGGGUUACCCAACUUCGCGCCUGAGGAAUGGGAGACCUUGCUGAGGAGUCAAUGCCUCAGGUAUAUCGACGGCGCGUAUUACAUGCGGAAGGGAGGUAGGCAUUCACACACUAAAGAACAGAAGCAGGAGUGGGGCGCGAGGAAACAGCGGGAGCAGCAGUUUCGUAUCGAGAAGAGGAAUAAUCAGCGAGAGGCGCAGCGGUCUGCGGAAGCUCAACAGAAGCUGUUGAGAUCGGAAGCGAGAGAGGCGGUUGAGGCAAAGGAGAAGAAAACGGAGGAACGUUCUCGUCUUGGCCGACGGAGCGAAGCAUGA